Messenger RNA from Purpureocillium takamizusanense, 1740 nucleotides. RefSeq lists its product as uncharacterized. Gene Ontology annotation, cellular component: nucleus. Gene Ontology annotation, biological process: regulation of DNA-templated transcription; aflatoxin biosynthetic process. NCBI's taxonomy places the organism in Eukaryota, Fungi, Ascomycota, Sordariomycetes, Hypocreales, Ophiocordycipitaceae. The coding region runs from base 1 to 1740 and encodes 579 amino acids. The transcript has a single exon. Gene Ontology annotation, molecular function: DNA-binding transcription factor activity, RNA polymerase II-specific; DNA binding; zinc ion binding. The record is from RefSeq and is a predicted model, not a curated record.
AUGCAGUCACUUUCGGCUGCGGGGUGGACGCCUCCUCCCGGCGCCGCUGGAUGGACGCCGUCUCCCGAUGCCGUCUCGCAGAGUGAAGCUCCAAAGAUAGCUUCUUCACCCUCGCAGCGCGAAUCGCAACAGCCGGCGGCGAGUGGUGGUGGUGACCCAAACCAUAAACCAUACAAGUUGCGAUCAAAGCUGCGUGAGAGCUGUAACAGCUGCGCCGAGUCCAAGGUCAAGUGCACCAAGGAGCAGCCCAUCUGUUCAAGAUGCGAGGAUAGAGACCUCGACUGCCAGUACAGCCUGAGUCGCCGUGUCGGGAAGAGAAAGGCUGUUUCGGCAAUAUUACUGCCACACGCGGCCGAUAUAAGCAGCGCUCGCACAAGACAGUUUCGACAAGAUGAUGUCUGCCUCGAACAGUCGAAUAGCCUCCAUUCCAGCGCAAAAAACAUUUCCAACAAUGAUGCAAUGAUGGAUCUCGACAACGACAUCGACUUCACGGCCCACGACGACGGCUUCAUCAACUUGCUGUCAACGCCCGCCACCGACGCCAAGGACCGUUGGAAACAGUCCAUCUCGACAUCGAGCUUCUCCGCGUUCCAGACGCAAAAGUCUGAGUUUUCUAAGUGGGAAAACAUGGGAUUUCUGGAAAGCGGUGAAUUCCCGACCAAUGGGCCGGAUCUGAGGGCCUGGUACACGGCAGGGCACGAGGAUAUCUCGAUCAUAGAUCAUGCCGGCACCUUCCCUUACGACGACCAGAUGCUCUUCGUGCCAAUUCUUCCCGCGCCAUCAGAGGCCCCUUCGAGACCUACUAUGGGCCUUCCCACGUACUCCAAAGAGCCCUCCACCUCAUGCGUCAGCUCAACCACCGGGGUCCCAGGUGUGAAGCGACUCUGCAGAGCGUCCGCGGACGUGGGGUCGGCGGGAUUGCAUUGCAUGGCACGCCUUUCGUCAAUCCUCACCAGUCUUCACGAUUCACCGAUUGCGUGCAGCUCGGCGAGCAUGAAGACAUCUCCGUCCUGUACACCAGGCAUCGACACACCUUCACUGCACAUGUUCGUCCUGGAAAAGGGGUAUUCGAGGGCAAAGACGCCUUCUGAGCUGUCGUCGCUGGCUACAGACAUUUCCACGCCGCCCUUGCCAUCUUCUGCGCAGACAUCUCCCGCAAAAGGGCUAUCAAUGGAACAGGUGCUUUCGAUGAACAAGGGUGUGAUCGAAGCGUUGCGAGAAAUGUUACAUUGUGCCUGUUCCACCGAUCUACAGGUCGCAUUGGUGUUCACCAGCAUCACUUCGACAGUCUUGGAUCGGUAUGUGGCCACCAUACAACCCGAGGAUGAUGACGCCGAUCACAGUCAUUCAAUGGCUCAGGACAUCAGUGACGGCAGGAACCACGCCAAAACUGCUACUCACACCCACAUCAAAAUCCGAAUCCAACACGUCCUUGGUGAAAUGCACCAGGUGUUACAGCUUAUUGAGGGGCUCGCCGCCAAAUUCGAAUGGAUGCAGUCGGCUGACUGCGGUGAUGCCGACAUGAAGUCCUAUCUUGGGGCCUGUGUAGCUGCUAAAGAGGGCUCCUCUGACGAGAGCGAAGACGUUUCAGGAACCACAGAAGGGAAUACGAGCUCGACAGCUUCCGCCGCUCCUCAUAUUGACACUGCCCCGGUGUUCGCCGAGCUGCAAAAGUAUCUAAGGAGCCAGUUGCGCAUGCUCACCACGACGGCAACCACAAUUUUAAGAAGAAGCGAUUGA